Messenger RNA from Haliotis rufescens (red abalone), 612 nucleotides. RefSeq lists its product as uncharacterized. NCBI's taxonomy places the organism in Eukaryota, Metazoa, Mollusca, Gastropoda, Lepetellida, Haliotidae. Bases 41 to 505 code for a protein of 154 amino acids. The transcript has 4 exons. The record is from RefSeq and is a predicted model, not a curated record.
CAGACGACACCAGCCUUUCAGACACGCGUCAGAUUUCAACAUGGAUUGUCGUCACUGUUUGUUUCUGCUCUUUGUGUGCGCAGUGGUCUACACCCAAGGUUCUCAAGGUAUUACACGCCAGCACCAACUGUUGAUGACGCAGCUUCAGAAGAUGGAUGAGAAGUUGGACCUUCUUGUUGACACGGUGAAGGAUUUCAAGUCUGACUUGAAACAAAAUGGCAAAGGGAACCCACAAAACCAAACGGAGAAAUCGGACGAACCAGUGGCUUAUGAGGGGGAAUAUGAUGAAGAGGAAUAUGACGAAGAAGACGAGUCUGAUGAAGAAAAGCCAGACAUUCCAACAGAAUCUAAUGAAUGGGGAACGAGUAAUGCGGGCGCCAUUGCAAUUGCUGAGGAAAAGAAAAAGCAAGAACUACAAAAAAAGAAAACUCAAGAGUUCCUGAAUAGGUUCUUGGGUGGAUCCCCCCGGAAUGGUGAAGGCAACAGGGGUCUGCUCUUCGGGUAGCCGAAAGGUCAUCAGAAUAAAGCCUGACCUAGUCAGAAAACACCAAAAGGACGUCUCCAGAGAAACACUGUCUGUACCGAUAAGUCAAUAAACAAAUGAUGCAAUGA